CGGAAGGAAGAACCAACCGUCCCCGCCAUUAAAGCGCUUCAGCCUCGCGUCGUGAGUGGCUCGUUGAUCUGCAGUUCAGAAGCUGCUGAUUGUCUCUAUAGAACCACCGCUGGUAAACUACCUGAAGAAUGGCGUACAGAGGACAAGGACAGAAGGUCCAGAAGGUGAUGGUGCAGCCCAUCAACCUAAUUUUCAGGUAUCUGCAAAAUCGCUCACGGAUCCAGGUCUGGUUGUAUGAACAGGUGAACAUGCGGAUAGAGGGCUGCAUUAUUGGUUUUGAUGAGUACAUGAACCUGGUUCUAGAUGACGCUGAGGAGGUCCACAUGAAGACUAAGAACAGAAAGCCGCUGGGGAGGAUCAUGUUGAAAGGAGACAACAUUACCUUGCUGCAGAGUGUUACCAGCUAAUACAAUGGAGACGGCUACGAAUCCUACCUUUCCUACAAAGAAAUGUUUUGUUUUUGCAAAUGGUCGAGUAUGUUUGUGUUUAUACAACAUGAAUAGUGUAAUUGUUUCUUUCUAACACGUGGUUUUGAAAAUAAAUUUUGUUUUCUUACA
Molecule: messenger RNA, 557 nt
Organism: Sebastes umbrosus (honeycomb rockfish)
Lineage: Eukaryota; Metazoa; Chordata; Actinopteri; Perciformes; Sebastidae
Gene: snrpe
Product: small nuclear ribonucleoprotein polypeptide E
Exons: 5
Coding region: 129-407 (92 amino acids)
Biological process (GO): spliceosomal snRNP assembly; mRNA splicing, via spliceosome
Cellular component (GO): U2 snRNP; U5 snRNP; precatalytic spliceosome
Molecular function (GO): RNA binding
Source: RefSeq, a predicted model, not a curated record